Molecule: messenger RNA, 945 nt
Organism: Triticum urartu
Lineage: Eukaryota; Viridiplantae; Streptophyta; Magnoliopsida; Poales; Poaceae
Biological process (GO): cellular response to heat
Source: RefSeq, a predicted model, not a curated record
AGCUUCAGCCAUCGACCCUCCUCAUCCGCACUCGCCUUACGAGACUCCUUCAGAGCAGCUCGCGCCACCUUUCGUCAGCCAGCUAGCCAUGGCCGCCGCACGGACCUACGCCGACUUCGUGCCGUCCCACGACCUCGUCGAGGACGCCGCCAAGCAGACCCUCGUCGUCAACCUCCCCGGGUUCAAGAAGGAGCACCUGAGGGUCCAGAUCGACAACUACGGCCGGCUGAGGGUCAGCGGCGAGCGGCAGCUCGAGGGCGGCCAGUGGAGCCGGUUCCGCAAGGAGUUCCAGGUCCCCGAGGGCUGCGACGCCGGCGGCAUCCGCGCCAGGUUCGAGAAGGACGGCGUCCUCCACGUCAUCAUGCCCAGGCUCACGCCCCUCCAGGACGACCCAACGGCCGCGGCAGACCACGAGGCGGAAGCUGCGCGGCACGCCGCUGCCGCAGAAGAGAAGAAGCGCCACGAGGAGAUGGAGGAGGAGGACGCGAGGAGGCGUCGUGCGGGUCACGAGGACGACUACGCCAGCGACGAAGGCGAGGGCGCACACCGCCAGGCGGCGUCUGCCGGUGGGCAGGCGUACGGCUUCGCCCGGGACCGCAGCAGGAGCGGGAUGGUGAGGGCGCUCCUCCUCGCCGUGGCGGUGGCCUUGGUCGGCGCUGCUGGCCUGUAUGCUCGCUACAGGUGGAUGGACCCGUCGGCUGAGACUGCGCCGGCAGAUGGUGCCCUCUCUGACUAUUGAUCACCAACACCAUAAGCAUUCGUUCACACCGCUGAAGAUAAGAUCAUUCGGGGGAAAAACAAGUGGCCAAGAUACGGGACUACAAGAGCUGCCUGAAAUACUACGUGUAAAUAUGAUCUCACUACUGUAAUUAACUUAUACACAUUCAAUUGGUGGUUCUACUUGUACAUAUAUUGUCAAAACAUGAAAAGACUGGCCUUGAAGUA